CUUCCCACAGGUCCCAUUUGUUCCCUACUACCCAAAACACUCAUCCAUCCACACCUGAGCCUCCAGCCUUGCAUUAAGAUGGAAGAAGCCAACUUACCCUCCUUUUCUAGCUAUGGACUGUGGUGGUGUUUCAAGCAGCUGGGUGAAGAAGAGUUUCAGGCAUUCAAGGACUUACUAAAGGAAAAUGCCUCAGAACUAGCCAUGUGCUCUUUUCCAUGGGUUGAAGUGGAUAAGGCCAGUGUGGAACACUUGGCCUACCUCUUGCAUGAGCAUUGUAGAAUUCCCCUUGUCUGGAAGAUAUCCACGACCAUCUUUGAACAGAUGAACCUGCCUAUGCUCUCUCAGAAGGCAAGGGAUGAAAUGGAAAAAAUGUCACAAGCUAUGGAACAAGAUGGCACCACAGCAGCAGAGACAAAAGAUCAAGGCCAAGAAGGUGACAAGUGGCACUACAAAGGUCAUGUGAUGACAAGAUUCGCCUUGAAGUCAGACACAUGCCGUGAUUUUGAAAGCUUUGCCUCUGACUGUCAGCAAAUGCAAGUGUUGUCAGGUGCUUUUAACCCAGACCAGUGGGGCUUCCGGCCCCAUACUGUGGUUUUACAUGGAGAGUCAGGGCUUGGGAAGUCGGCGCUGGCCAGGAGGGUCCUCCUGCACUGGGCUCGUGGGGAGCUGUACUCCGGCAUGUUCUCCUACGCCUUCUUUCUCCAUGCCAGAGAGAUACAGUCAAGGAGGGAGAGCACUUUCAUGGAGUUAAUUUCUGGGGAGUGGCCAGAAUCCCAGGUUCCCAUGAUGGAGAUCACAGCCCAACCAGAAAGGCUCUUGUUUGUGGUUGAUGGCUUUGAUGACCUGGAUGUUGCCUUCAAGGAUGAUGAUAUGAACCUCUGCGAUGACUGGGCUGAGAAGCAGCCCGUGGCAGUCCUGAUGCACAGUCUGCUGAAGAAGGUGCUGCUCCCCAGGUCCUCUUUGAUAAUCACAGUUAGAGACGUGGGUGUGGAGAAGCUCCAGGCCAUGGUCACGUCUCCCCGCUACCUCUUAGCUGAAGGCAUGUCGGUAGAAGGGAGGGCUCAGCUGUUUCUCAAGCACACAAAGAGUGAGCACCAACAACUACAAGUCUUGCACUCAGUGGCACACAACCAUCCACUCUUUGACAAAUGCCAGGGCUCUGUCAUCUUGUCACUUAUCUGCCAGGCCCUCCAGAUCCAAGAGGCAUCAGGAAAGAGUCUGCCAUGCACCUGCCAAGUCCUCACAGGCUUGUACGUCACCUUUGUGGUCCAUCAGCUCACCCCUCAGGAUGCAUUCGGCCGUUGUCUCAGCCCGGAAGAAAGAGUUGUCUUGAAGGGCUUGUGCCAGAUGGCCACAGAGGGGGUAUGGGGCACAAAGUUUGUGUUCUACAACGACGACCUGGGUGUUCAUGGCCUGACAGACUCGAAGCUCUCCACUCUGUUUCACAUGAACAUCCUUCACCAAGAUGGCCACAAUGACAGCUGCUACACGUUCCUCCAUGUCAGCCUCCAAGAGUUUUGUGCUGCCUUGUACUACAUUCUAGAAGGGUUGGAGAGCGACUGGGACCCCCACCCUCUGCUCACGGAGAAUAUUAGGACUUUAAUGGAGCUCAAACAGAUUGGCAUCAAUGUCCACUUACUGCAGAUGAAGCGUUUCUUGUUUGGCCUGAUGAACAAAGAGGUGACAAGGGCACUGGGUGACCUGCUUGGGUGUCCUGUGCCCCUGGUGGUGAAGCGGGUACUUCUGCACUGGGUCUGUCUGCUGGGCCAGCGGGCCAACACCGCUGCCCCACAAGACUUCCUGGACUCCUUCUACUGUCUUUUCGAGACUCAAGAUGAAGAGUUUGUCCGCUUGGCAUUGAAUGGCUUCCAAGAAGUAUGGCUUUCAGUUAACCGGCGAAUGGACUUGCUCGUGUCUUCCUAUUGUCUCCAGCACUGCCACUGUUUGCGGAGAAUUAGGAUGGAUGUCCAAGAGAUCUUCUCAGAAGAUGAGCCAACUGAGGCAUGGCCUGUGAUUCCACAAGGGAUGCAGUUCAAGGUCCUGGUUGACAACUGGUGGGAAAAUCUUUGCUUCAUGCUCGGCACCCACCCAAGCCUACAAGAGCUGGAUCUAAGUGGCAGCAUUCUGAAUGAAUGGGCCAUGAAGACCUUGUGCAUCAAACUGAGACAGCCAACCUGUAAAAUACAGAACCUGAUAUUUAAAAGGGUACAGAUUACCUUUGGUCUCCAUUAUCUCUGGAACACUAUUGUCACCAACUGUAAUGUUAAAUACCUGAGCUUAGAAGGCACUCACCUGAAAGAUGAAGAUAUAGGGAUAGCAUAUGAAGCACUAAGACACCCUAGAUGUUUGUUGCAGUCUUUGAGGUUGGAUCACUGUGGACUAACUCACACCUGUUGUCUGGCAAUUUCCAAAAUCCUGGUUACAUCCACCUGCCUGAAAUCUCUCAGCCUCGUGGGAAACAAGGUGACAAACCAGGGCAUCACACUUCUCUGUGAUGCCUUGAAAGUCUCACAGUGCACCCUGAAGAAGCUGAUACUUGGGAACUGUGACCUCUCAGCUGCCAGCUGCCAGGAUCUGGCCAUGGCUCUCAUUGGGAACCAGAGCUUGACACACUUGUACCUGUCAACCAACAGCCUGGGGAGUGAAGGCGUGAAUCUGUUGUGUCGAGCCUUAAAACUUUUCAGCUGUGCUCUACAGAGGCUGAUACUAAAUGAAUGCAAUGUAGAUGUCGCUGGCUGUGGCUUUCUUGCUCUUGCACUUACUGGCAACCAACAUCUGACACAUCUGAGCCUCAGCAUGAACCCCUUGGGAGAUAAUGGGAUGAACCUUCUGUGUGAGGUCAUGGCAGAACCAUCUUGUCACCUCCAGGACUUGGAGUUGGUGCAAUGUCACCUCACUGCCGCCUGCUGCAAGAAUGUGUCCUACAUGAUCACAAGAAGCAAACACCUCAGGAGCUUGGAUCUUGCUGCCAACGCCCUGGGUGACAGUGGGAUGGCAGAGCUGUGCGAGGGAUUGAAGCAAAGGAAGAGUUCUCUGAGGAGGCUUGGGUUGGAGGCAUGUGACCUGACGUCUGAUUGUUGUGAGGGCCUCUCCUUGGCUCUCUCCUGCAACCAGUGCCUGAUCAGCUUAAACCUGAUGCGAAACAAUUUCAGUCCAGAAGGAAUGAUGAAGCUGUGUCCGGCCUUUGCUCAUCCCAGGUCUAAUCUACAGAUUGUUGGGCUGUGGAAAUGGCAGUAUCCUGUUCAAAUAAGAAAGCUACUGGAGCACGUGCAGCUAAUCAAGCCGCAUAUUGUAAUUGAUGAUGGUUGGUAUUCUUUGGACGAAGAUGACCGGUAUUGGUGGAAAAACUGAAGAUGAGCAACCCUCCCACCCACAUCCACACUGACAGAAAAACUGUAAAUGCUGUCUUACUGGGGAGAGCUGUGCCCGGGGUUCUUAGAUGGAAAAUGAUCUCUCAUUCUCAC
Molecule: messenger RNA, 3464 nt
Organism: Pteropus alecto (black flying fox)
Lineage: Eukaryota; Metazoa; Chordata; Mammalia; Chiroptera; Pteropodidae
Gene: NLRP5
Product: NLR family pyrin domain containing 5
Biological process (GO): regulation of inflammatory response
Cellular component (GO): cytosol; subcortical maternal complex; cell cortex
Molecular function (GO): protein binding
Source: RefSeq, a predicted model, not a curated record